UGGAGCCGAAAUAAAUCAGAAUGAGUUAUGCAGAAAGACCCGAUGAAAUCACGAAAGAUGAGUGGAUGGAGAAACUCAAUAACUUGCAUGUCCAGCGGGCAGACAUGAACCGCCUCAUCAUGAACUACUUGGUCACAGAGGGCUUUAAGGAAGCAGCAGAGAAAUCUCGAAUGGAAUCUGGGAUUGAACCUAGUGUGGACCUAGAAACACUUGAUGAGCGGAUCAAAAUCCGUGAGAUGAUCCUGAAAGGCCAGAUCCAGGAGGCUAUUGCGUUGAUCAACAGUCUCCAUCCGGAGCUCCUGGCCACAAACCGGUACCUUUACUUCCACCUGCAACAACAGCACCUCAUAGAGCUGAUCCGCCAGCGUGAGACCAAGGCGGCGCUGGAGUUCGCACAGACCCAGCUGGCCGAGCAAGGUGAGGAGAGCAGGGAAUGCCUGACGGAGACGGAGCGCACCCUGGCCCUGCUGGCCCUUGACAACCCAGAAGAGUUGCCGUUUGGGGACCUGCUUCACAUGAUGCAGAGGUAGAAGGUGUGGAGUGAAGUUAACCAAGCUGUCCUAGAUUAUGAAAAUCAUGAGUCAAUACCCAAGCUGGCAAAAUUACUGAAACUACUCCUUUGGGCUCAGAAUGAGCUGGACCAGAAGAAAGUAAAAUAUCCCAAAAUGACAGACCUCAGCAAAGGUGUGAUCGAGGAGCCCAAGUAGAGUCCG
This is a messenger RNA of Canis lupus familiaris (dog), 713 nucleotides long. Its product is annotated as glucose-induced degradation protein 8 homolog. The transcript has a single exon. Gene Ontology annotation, cellular component: cytoplasm; nucleus. Gene Ontology annotation, molecular function: protein binding. The record is from RefSeq and is a predicted model, not a curated record. NCBI's taxonomy places the organism in Eukaryota, Metazoa, Chordata, Mammalia, Carnivora, Canidae. Gene Ontology annotation, biological process: positive regulation of canonical Wnt signaling pathway; proteasome-mediated ubiquitin-dependent protein catabolic process.